Molecule: messenger RNA, 2022 nt
Organism: Cryptococcus wingfieldii CBS 7118
Lineage: Eukaryota; Fungi; Basidiomycota; Tremellomycetes; Tremellales; Cryptococcaceae
Exons: 3
Coding region: 1-2022 (673 amino acids)
Source: RefSeq, a predicted model, not a curated record
AUGCCGCUGCCGAGCUCAGGCCAGGUGCCCCUCGUCGGACAGGCAGGCCCUUCGCGGCAAGCAUUCCUCAUCAAGUUUCCCCAAGACACCUGGUCCAUCCUCGAGGCCUCCCCCAAAGCCACCGUGUCUGUAGGCUCAGACGGCAACAUCACUCUCAAAAUACCCGGCCAAGAUCCCAUCCCCUUCGAGUCCCGCCCCACCUCAACCACCUCCGAGAUCCUCGCCCUCUCCUCAUCCCGCUCCAAGCCGCGACUAUCUCUCUCGGCUACAGCGUCCACCAGGCUCAAUGUGCCCUUUACCAGCAAGUCGACCGCUCGUGCAGCCGACCGGCUCCGCGCGCAGACCGAUGCCUUGGACCAGCGCAAGAAGGAUAGGGCCGCUCGGAUUGACGGUUCGGCACCUGCAUCAGGGCUAGGCGGGGCUGGCAAGAAGAAAGCAGAGCGACUGCUGGGAUCGGUUUCGAUGGCAGUGUCGAGCUCGGCUCCCGGCGCUGUGGGCUCUGCUCCAGCCGCUGGCAGUGUCCCGCUCAAGACCCGGGUCGUCCAGUACCUCGCCAUGGGCGAAACCACCGAGGAGGAUCUAUGCAGGCGAAUGGGAGGCGACGAACAUCAUGUCAUGCGGGUCGUCCAAGUCGUCGGCCGUCCGUCAGAACAUCGUGUCGGCGUAUGGUCACUCCAGCCCAGCCAGUACGCCAAGAUCAAACUCGGCGCCGGCCAGUGGUCCUACACCUACGCCGAACAACAACAAGUCAUCCGUCUCGCACACGCCGCGUUCGACGAACUCGGUCUACCUCAGAAUGCCGAAGAGAGGAUGGAUCUGGCGAAAAAGGAAAAGGAUGCGCACACGGGGUAUGGGGCCAGGUCUUCUGAUGCGUCCGACAAGGGAACGCCACAACUACCAACCAGUCAGGGGUUCUCUGUCAACCCCGUCUCUGUCAUUCGCGACCGCGAAAAAGCCCGCACCGAGUCACCUUCCCCAUCCAAACCCAAGCCUGCCCCUGCCCCGGUCAAGAAGGGACCACAGUCCAAGAUUGCACGCGAAAGAGCCAAAUUCGUUGCAGAGAGGCAAAGAGCAGGGAGCGGCAGUCUACCGAAUACAAAAGGCGCAGGAGGCAUGGCGAGUCCCAGGUUGGGGCCCACACAAAGCCCAUCGCUUUCACCCGAAAAGAAGGACUCUAAAGCGUUGGAAAAGGAGGAACAACGGGCAGAGUCUCGGAAACAAACAGAAAAGGCCAAAGAGGUGAAAACAAUGCCGAAAGAACGACCGGCAGCUUCUAAAGGCGUCUCAUUACAGGCAGAUCCGGAUGACGAGAGAGUGAGAAAGAGAUCAGACCGGGAAGAGACCAAACGCCUACCGAGCCAAGUGUCCGAAGAGGCCAUCAAAGCAAGACGUUCACGGCCCUCGUUCGACUACUCAUCGUCGUCUUCAGACGGCCCAUCCAAACCUCGAGACCCAAAACGGGAGCGCAAGAAACCGCAGCAAGACGCCGGCAAGGAGCGGUCUAUACCCCUAGCCGAGCUGGUCAAGCAGAGAGAAAAGCGAGCUCGCGAACUAGCAGCAUCAGACGAGAGCGGCGAAGAGGGCGAAAUCCGCGGUCGGCCAAAGACGAAACGGACGAGCGACCAUUGGAUCCCUUCAGCCGGUGGCCAUCUGCCUCUUCCUGCCAAUAUCCGCCAUGAUGAACUUCUCCCGAAGCGCGUUCCCAAACGCCCCAUACCAGACCACUCUGCCAGCUUGGCUGAACGGCCUUCCAACGGGCAUCUCCCGCGGCGGGACGAACCCCUCAGCUCAAACGCUUCUUACCGCUCGGCUCAGCGAGACCCUGAUCGUCUCCGUGAUCGAUACGAAGAACUGUAUCCUGCGUAUCAAAAGCUUACCGAGAAGCUGUCCCGCGUACAUCAUGCUGCCGAGGCUGGGGGCGAUAUAGGGAUGAGCGAGAUGGAGAUCCGAAAGAUGGCCAGCAAAUGGGAAAGGUGGCACACAGAGUUGUCUGAUAUCAGAAGGUGGUUUGGAAGGGCAUAG